Messenger RNA from Labeo rohita (rohu), 1315 nucleotides. RefSeq names its product transcription factor Sox-19a. NCBI's taxonomy places the organism in Eukaryota, Metazoa, Chordata, Actinopteri, Cypriniformes, Cyprinidae. The transcript is spliced from 5 exons. Bases 1 to 1251 code for a protein of 416 amino acids. Gene Ontology annotation, cellular component: nucleus. Gene Ontology annotation, molecular function: DNA-binding transcription factor activity, RNA polymerase II-specific; sequence-specific double-stranded DNA binding. Gene Ontology annotation, biological process: regulation of transcription by RNA polymerase II. The record is from RefSeq and is a predicted model, not a curated record.
AUGGAUAAACAUCCUAAAAUGAGAGCUAAGACGAGAUUCAGAAACGGUGAAAAAGGCUCAAGAACUGAUGAACAGGUACCAGAAUGUGUCAAAACAGAAGAAAAUUGUGUUUUGAAGAAACCUCAUGUUGUUUCAACCUGUGCUGUCAAAGCUCAACGAGUCAGAGAACCAACUCAAGUUAACAGCUUGACAACUCACAGACAAGAUCAUCCACAACAUGAAGAUUUGAACUCACUAACAGGAGAUCUUGGGAUUGAACAGGACGACGCUGAUUGGAAAAUGUUUCCAGUUUAUCCCUCAGAUCAAACUUCAGUGAGCAACAGCGAUAACGCGCUUUCCUCUUUUAAUGCAAUUUCUCACGGUUUCUCAGUUAAACACACCCCACAGUCAUUUGAUUGGAAUUUGUCCGGUGAGGUGCCUUUCCAAAAUAUAAACCAUCAGCCAAUCAGCAUGGAUUAUUUUCCAAUAUUAACCGAUCAGCCAAUCAGCGCGGCGUCUGUGAUAAACCGUGAGCCAAUCAGCGAGGCUUCGGUGCAGAUCAAUACCCAAGGACUGAACUUCACUCAGUCGCCUUCUGGAGCAGAAAGUGAGGUGGCAAGAUCUCGGAACAAAAAAAAAUCUAUCAAAAAGCCCAUGAAUGCCUACUUCUUAUGGUCAAAGAUCCAUCGACCCAUCUUGUCUAAGGCCAACCCCAAGGCCAGCAACUGCGCCAUCAGUGUUCAACUGGGGAUAGAAUGGAACAAACUGUCUGAAGAGCAGAAGAAGCCAUAUUACGAAGAAUCCCACCGAAUUAUGGCACAACACAUGGAGAAGUACCCAGAUUGGGACUGUCAGCCACGCAAGGUAAUAAAGAAGCGUUCAGAAGCAUCCAGAAGGCCACCGGUCGUCCCUGUGACCCAAAUCUCCUCACCUUUCACUCUGACGUGGGCACAGAGAUCUAACCCUUACCCAGAGUCCCUAACAUCAGUGGGAAACAUCACAGGGCAGAGCAGUCUAAAUUCUCCAGCCAACAUGAACCAGGCCAUGGAGAUGCAGCACAGUCUUAUCAACACAGAUCAACAUCUUCUCUCUGCUCCUCACUGUAUCCUGUCUGGAAACCUCCACAUGACUGGACUGCAGUUCUACCCACCAGAAUCCAUGCCAUGCUCAAGCUAUUCUAGCCAUUUUACUGACGUCAUGAGCCACUAUGACGAUCUGAGGCAUGAGGUGUCUGUCUUGAACUGCGAAUAUUCCCAUUAUGAUAAUAAUUAGAAGGAAAGUCUUUUCUUUAUCUCUGGAUGUCUGGGUUCCUUUUUGUUCCCUUGACAGGAUUGCA